UUUAAAAUUCUAUCUCAAAAGAUUGCUCUCAACAAUAUUGUCAGACUUUAUAAAAGUAACUUUUUUAAAUUUAAAUACUUACCAAAUAUGACAACUCUCAAGAAAAUAAAAAUAGAGUCAACUAAUGAAGUUGAAACAACUAUCGAAGCAGAAAAAAUUAUAGUUCCAUCUGAAUCAACAGAGAAAGAAGCGUCUCAUUCAAAAAAACGUGCUAUGGAAGAUUCACAGUCUUCAAGGAAACGUUUCACCACAGCAAAGGAUAGAAGAGAACACCUUAACAAGAACUUUAGGAAUAGAAAAGGCAAUCGGGAUGAUAUUAAUAGGCAACAGGAUCGGAAUAAUGAGAGAAUCAAAAUCGAGGACAAAGGCGAUUCGAAUGAAUCAAAAGAACCGAGAAAACCAAAAAAGAAAGUUGCUGUCUUGGUUGGUUUUUGCGGGACUGGUUAUCAAGGAAUGCAAAUUAAUCGCAACGCAAAAACUAUUGAAGAAGAUUUAUUCAAGGCUUUUGUUGCUGCUGGUGCUGUAUCCAAAGAUAAUUCGGAUGAUCCCAAAAAAGUUGGUCUGAUGCGUGCUGCCAGAACCGAUAAAGGUGUUCAUGCGGCUGGAAAUUUAAUUUCACUCAAGAUGAUUACCGAUAUUCCUAAUGUAGUUGAAAAGAUUAAUGAAAAUCUCCCCGAUCAAAUUCGCAUGUGGGGUUUUGUUAAAGUAAUUCGUUCUUUUCACGCGAAAACAUUGUGUGAUUCUCGAGUAUAUGAAUAUCUAUUACCAACUUAUGUGUUCAUACUCCCUGAGAAAGAAUUUAAUUUAGUAUUGUCAAACUCGAUCCAAAGUGAUACCGCAACUCAAAAAGUAUUCGUGGAUGUGCCCACCGCCACGUCCGAAGAAAUGAUUGAGAAACGAAAAUAUCGUAUAUCACAAGAAACUAUUGAACACGUAAGGCAAGGAUUUCAGGAAUAUCGAGGAACACAUAAUUAUCACAACUAUACAAUUGGUCGCAGUCCUCAAGAGAAAAGUUGUAACCGAUAUAUUGUCGAUUCUCAAGUAAGUGAUCCUAAAAUUAUUAAUGAUGUUGAAUGGAUUACCAUAAAAAUACACGGACAAUCAUUUAUGUUGCAUCAAAUUCGUAAAAUGGUUUCAUUAAUAGUAAUGAUUGUAAGAACGGGAACACCUAUUUCCCUUAUUGCAAAAACAUUUACACAAGUCAAGAUAAAUAUACCAAAAGCUCCAGCGUUAGGUUUAUUACUUGAACGGCCUGUGUUUGAUUCUUAUAAUAGAAAAGCCAGAGAUCAGGGAAAAGACGUGAUUGAUUACGACAUUUAUCAGGAUCAAAUUGAAAAAUUUAAAGAUAAUUUUAUUUAUUCCAAGAUUUUUGAGGAAGAAAUCGCUGAAAACACCUUCCAAAACUGGCUCAAUGCUGUUGAUCAACAUACAGAGCGAGAUUAUGGUUACUUAAAUUGUGAAGGAAUUAUACCCGAAAGUUCAAUAGUAAAACAUGGCGAAAGACAAAAAUAUUAUGAUCAGGCUGUUAAUAAUGAACAAGACGAUGAUGAAAAUUCAGAUAAUGAAGAUUGAAGUUUAAAAGUGUAAAAAAAUAGUUAUUAGUUUUAACAUUUUAAUAUUAUUAUUUCUCUUUUUUUUAAUAAGCCAAUUUGAAAUUUUAUUAAUUAUUAUAAUAACUUUUAUAAUAAUAAUAUAUUUGACGAUAAGUGCUGGUCCGCAAGAAAUCAGCAGUAUCACUA
This is a messenger RNA of Rhizophagus irregularis DAOM 181602=DAOM 197198, 1739 nucleotides long. RefSeq lists its product as uncharacterized. Gene Ontology annotation, cellular component: nucleus. Gene Ontology annotation, biological process: mRNA pseudouridine synthesis; tRNA pseudouridine synthesis. NCBI's taxonomy places the organism in Eukaryota, Fungi, Glomeromycota, Glomeromycetes, Glomerales, Glomeraceae. The record is from RefSeq and is a predicted model, not a curated record. Gene Ontology annotation, molecular function: pseudouridine synthase activity; RNA binding.